Molecule: messenger RNA, 2272 nt
Organism: Chlamydomonas reinhardtii
Lineage: Eukaryota; Viridiplantae; Chlorophyta; Chlorophyceae; Chlamydomonadales; Chlamydomonadaceae
Exons: 9
Coding region: 39-1184 (381 amino acids)
Biological process (GO): transmembrane transport; nucleotide transport
Source: RefSeq, a predicted model, not a curated record
AUGUAGAAACAGACAUUCCGAAGACACAAAGUUUACAAAUGGCCAGCGAGGCCGCAGCAAUUGAAGCAGUGGGAGGGGCUGUUGGCUCGGUAAUAGCGCUUGCGGCGACGUACCCGCUUGCUAUCGUGUCGACCUGGCAGGCGCUCGAGCACUCACAAGGACUCGAGCUUGCGAGUGCGGAGCUGCGGAAGAAGUAUGCUUUCUUGCCCUCGCCUCUGCGUGAGCUAUGUAUCUACUCGGAGUCUCGUGGCUGGCGGAGCUUAUUUGCUGGCCUACGGCCCUGCCUGGCCGCGACCGCCAUCAGCCAGGCAGUCUACUUCUACCUCUACUCGGCGCUUCGGCAGGGCAUAGUGGCGCACAAGCACGCGGUCGCGGCCGCGCGGCUCAAAGCCCGCGGCGCCAGUGCAGCCGCGGUGGCCAGCGCCGCCGCCACGGCCGCCGCCGCCAGUCGCAGCGAGGCCAUCGGCGUGGCGGGGUCGCUUGUGGUGGCGGGGCUGGCCGGCUGCGGCAAUGUGCUAAUCACCACGCCUGUCUGGGUUGUGGCCACGCAGCUGCAGGCGCUGCAGCGGCACCCUGAACUGGCGGUGCGGCAGCGCAGCGCCUGGCAGGUGGCGGCGCAGGUGUACAAGGAGGGCGGCGUGGUGGGCUUCUGGAAGGGUGUGCUGCCCAGCCUGGUCAUGGUGGCCAACCCCACGCUGCAGUACAUCAUGUACGAGUGGCUCACGGCGCGGCUGCAGGAGAUGAGGGCCAACAGCAGCAGUAGCAGGCCGGGAGCCAAGGGCGGCCGCCCCGGCGCCGGGCCUCCCAAGCUGUCCACGGGCGACGUGUUCAUGCUCACGGCCCUGGCCAAGCUGGGCGCCACGCUCAUCACCUACCCCAUGCUGCUCAUCAAGAGCCGGCUGCAGGCCAUGAACAGCAGCACGGCGCGAGAGGCCCGGUACAAGGGCGUGCUGGACGCGGUGGUGGCCAUACUGCGGCGGGAGGGGCUGGCGGCGUUCUUCAAGGGAAUGCGGCUAAAGAUGCUGCAGACGGUGUUGGCGGCGGCGCUACUCAUGUCCAUCAAGGAGCAGGUGUACGUGUCAACCAAGGCUCUCAUCGGCCAGGCGGCGCCUGUGCCCGUGUCUGUGUCUGUGGCGCACGGAGUGGCGGCGGGUCCGGAGCUCGCUGCGGCCAAGGCAGGCUGAUUACCAGGCAUCUGCGUCUGGUGGACAGCCGGUGGCUUGUUGGAGGCAGCUGGAUGCAUAGCCCACGGUCAUCAUGUCGCGGGGUGGGCACACCAUGGUUUUGCUGGCCGCACCUGGUGUGGGUGGCUGCCGCGCUGGUGCCAAAGGGGAGCGGGUGGAGAGCGACUGACGACGCUUUAUAAAACGAAUGCGCACAUAGUCUGCAGAGGAAGUCGGAGCGACACGUCAUGAGUGGCAUGAGGGGCUUGCGGCGCUACCUAUGGUGCCUCGUGUGGUCCUGCAGCUGCAUGCUCGUGUCUGGGUCGUGUCGCAGGUUAUUCGUGCUGGCGUUACGUUUCUGCUGCAAAUGCAUUGGAUCAUCUAGGUUAUGCAUCUCAGUGUGCUUGGUUCUUAACUCACGCCGGCGGCUCGUCGUGUGUCGACUGCGGCAUGCAGCCAUGACGGAGCACGAGCAAGGCACCGCAUCACACAAAAAUGUCGUUGAGAUGCAGUGUAGGCCUGGGGCCAGCACCUUGCGCAGGGACGGGGUGGAAUGACAUUACUCCAGUACUCCAGUCGUGCGGUGUGGACAGGGUGCAUCGCAGGGCAGUGGCUGUUUCCAAAACCAGCCAGCAGUAAUGUAGGGUGUCAGCGUGGAGGAUAGAGGAGGCGGCGCGAGUGGCGGGGCUGAGUUACUGAGUGUUGCGGCGGACGCGCUGCCUGGCUGGGAAAGUGUUGGCGACCGCGCCACGCACGUGGGCGGGACGCUUUGGAUGCGCAGCCACAGGCGGGCAGUAGCAGCAAACGGUUACACCGCGACAAGCGGGUCGUUGGGGUGCACUGAGGCGGCUGGUGGGCUGCCUAGCAAUGCCUGGGGCAGGCACUGGUAGGGAGCUUGAUUGCAGAGGUUGGGGUGAAGGGCUAGGGCGUGGACCUCACACAACUAUCUGAUGAUGGCUUGGAGGAGCAGGCCGCGGCUGGCCAGUUACUGCCGGGGCUAGGGGCGAUGGGGGGCACGUCCUUUGCUGUGAGCAGCCAUGCAACGUGUUUGGUCCGCGCCUACUCGCCUGGCACAGGCGUAAGGUGGAACGGUGUAAGAGACCUUGCGC